AUGAAGGAAAUCGACCAGCUUCCAGAUUACAUGAAAAUAGUUUACAGAAAUCUCUUAAAUCUGUACAAAGAAUUAGAGGAGGAAAUGGCAAAGCAAGGAAUAUCAUACCGCCUUUAUUAUUCACAAGAAGCAUUUAAAGAAAUAGUUAUGGGUUAUGAAAUUGAGGCUAACUGGUGUAACAAAGGAUACAAGGCGACAUUUGAUGAGUAUAUGAGUAAUGGGUUGAUCACUGGUGGUCAUUUGAUGCUUGGAUUCGCGUCCUUAUUGGGCAUGGGAGAAGUUGCUAACGUUGAAGCAUUUGAAUGGAUGCAAAACAAACCUAAAGUUCUUGUUGCAGCAAACAUAAUUGGGCGGCUCAUUAAUGACAUAGCGAGCCAUGAGGAAGAAGAUCAGAGGGUGCAUGUUGCUACAGGGGUUGAAUGCUAUUUGAAGGCUUAUGGAGUGUCAAAGGAAGAGGCUAUUGAUGAAUUGUACCGAAUGAUUGCAAAUGCAUGGAAAGAUAUUAAUCAGGAAUGCCUUAGACCAACCCCCGUUCCUAUGGCUAUACUCAUGCGAGUUCUCAACCUGACAAGAUUUCUGGAGGUAGUUUACAAGGAUGGAGAUGCAUACACACAUCCAGAACUACAGUUGAAAGAUUAUGUUGUCUCAUUGUUAAUCGAUCCCAUUCCCAUAUGA
Molecule: messenger RNA, 675 nt
Organism: Ilex paraguariensis (yerba mate)
Lineage: Eukaryota; Viridiplantae; Streptophyta; Magnoliopsida; Aquifoliales; Aquifoliaceae
Source: the annotation of a GenBank genome assembly